This is a messenger RNA of Danio rerio (zebrafish), 1891 nucleotides long. It is a transcript of the gene cdip1, whose product is annotated as cell death-inducing p53 target 1. NCBI's taxonomy places the organism in Eukaryota, Metazoa, Chordata, Actinopteri, Cypriniformes, Danionidae. The record is from RefSeq and is marked validated. Gene Ontology annotation, cellular component: late endosome membrane; membrane; lysosomal membrane.
CAGAAACGCAGUGAUUCGUCUCGUGAGGGAAACGUCGCUUCUCUGGCCUCCUUUCAGGGACUCAUCAUGUCCAGUGACCCUCCUCCUCCAUACCCCGGGGGCCCCAAUGCUCCGCUCCUCGAGGAGAAGAACGGACAACCUCUGCAUUCUGCAGGCACUGCUCCAGUAAUGACUGGACCUCCUCAAGGACACCCUCUGCCUCCAGAAUAUGGACCUCCACCUUAUGAAGCCACACAGCAACCUGGCUUCGUCCCUCCACACGUCCCAGGCGAAGGCCCCAUCCCGAAGCCAAUGCAUAUGCCAAUGCCUAUGCCUCAUCCUCAUGGUGGUUACUAUCCUCCCCUUGGGCACUUUCCUCAUACGAUGGGCGAGUAUGCUGGUCCAGGGCCCAGUCACUUUGCUCCAGGGCACACAGCCACAGUUCUGGCUCCUCCAGGUGCCGCCACCACCACCGUGACUGUCCUACAGGGGGAGAUGUUUCAGUCGGCUCCAGUGCAGACGGUUUGCCCACACUGCCAACAGCCCAUCAUUACCCGCAUCAGCCAUGACAUCGGCCUCAUGAACACACUUGUCUGCAUGUUCUGCUUCUUUGUCGGUUGCGACCUAGGUUGCUGCUUGAUCCCCUGCUUGAUCGACGACCUCAAGGACGUGACGCACACCUGCCCGAACUGCAAGGGCUAUAUUUACACAUACAAGCGCAUAUGCUAACAGUUUAUCCCGUCAACAAAUGUGCUGCAACCUGAUGUUGGUGGGUGUCGGCGACUCACUUUCAUUUCCGUCCGCUCCGUUUUCACUUUCCCCCUACCUGACAGCUCAUAUUUCUAGCCAUUGCUCAGUUUAUGUGACCGCAUUUAAUUUACAGGCACAUUUUAUAGUUACAGAUGCACGUCAAAUGAAGAAUUCACUCGAGAAGGCACAUUUUAUAUGCACGAUGGUCAGGGUUACAUCAAAGCACUAUUUUGUUUUUUAUUUAUUAUUUUAGCAGUGAAGUGUAUAUGUGAAAGGGAAUAUGUGAAAAGAGGCUUGCGUAACAAAACUAGGUGAGUUUCAUUCAGGGUCAGUAUUGCUGGAUUCUUAUUUUAUGCAUUAUAGUUUUAUUUUAACCUUAAAAUGGAAUUUUUUCAUAGCUGGUUUUAAAGACAUCGCUCUUACCUGUGUGUCUCUGUGUGUGGCAUUUUAUGCAAAUGUUAUGGAAAUGUAUUUUCCUUUUUUAGUUUUAAUUUCAAUCUCUUGUCUGGAUUUGAUAUGCUUGUAUAUGUAACAUGCAUUGUUGUGCAGACGUGUCAUUUCUAGAUGAAGGGUUUCUAUUUAUAAGGCAUAUAUACAGUAAUGUAUGCCAAUCCAGCCUGAUCUCACGAGAAAACGUUCGUAUUUUACGUUCUGUCAGUUUAGUGGCUAAUUCAUAUGAGUUCUUUCCUAUUAAAUAUACGAUUUUAAAAAGGAGGUGUGGCACCCAACCCCGCCUCUAAACCCAAUCGUCAUUGGGUGAUGAGCAAAUCGUACUAAAUUGUACGAAUUAGAUCGUAUAAAUUCAUACGAAUUAAGCUGCGGUCACCCUUGAGUUUGAGUUUGCGAAAUUCUGUCGUAUGGUGCUGUGAAAAGGGCCGGGAUUAAACAAGAUGAUUAGACAUUUUAAAAAAUGCAAGCGAUUGGUCCGUAUUUAAGAUUUCUGUCCAGAGAGGUCAUGUUUUGGUCCUCGAUUGGUCUCACGCAAUCAAGUGAUGCGAUUUCAAGGUCAGAGUUCACAAAGCUUGAACUUUGCAACGCAGUGACUUGCGAAACUUCAUGCACGAACUUGCGUUUUCGGUCUGAUGCGUUUCCGUGUGUAUGAAUGGAAGUCUAUGGGGAGAGAAGUCCAGUGUGACCGCAGCUUUAGCCACUAAAUGAAAAA